Messenger RNA from Ilex paraguariensis (yerba mate), 756 nucleotides. Lineage: Eukaryota; Viridiplantae; Streptophyta; Magnoliopsida; Aquifoliales; Aquifoliaceae. The record is from the annotation of a GenBank genome assembly.
AUGUGGUUGAUUGAAAAUGGAUAUUUAGGCCUCAGAAAUGGCAUAUUAGAUCAGUCUGCUAUAUUGCUUUCAAGCUAUGGUUGUCUGACUUGUAUGAACUGCAAGACCAAAGAACACAAGCUUAUAAAACCACCAGGGUUGCACAAAAACCAGAAAUCUGGGAAAAAGGAUGCUUACAAAAUACUACUAGCAUUUUCAGGCUUGAAGCAGGCUUUGACAACUAACCCUGGAUAUAAUCACCGCGUUGCAGAAUGUCGAGAGGCUGCAAAAAAUUUGUUGCAUGCUUCUGGGAAUGGACAAGUGGAGCCUCUCCUGUGCAAUGUUGAACCAGAAGCUUAUGAAGCUUACAAGAGCAAGUUGGAUUCCAAUCUAGCUAAAAGAGCUGAACAUUAUUUCUCAGAGAAUAUGCGGGUUAUGAAAGGGCUUGAGGCAUGGGCUUCUGGCAAUUUGGAAGAUUUUGGAAAGCUUAUCUCGGCCUCUGGCCUAAGUUCUAUCAAAAACUAUGAAUGUGGUUGUGAACCACUCAUACAACUGUAUGAGAUCCUUCUGAAGGCUCCUGGUGUAUAUGGAGCACGGUUCAGUGGUGCAGGUUUUCGAGGGUGCUGUCUUGCGUUAGUAGACGCAGAUUAUGCAAUGGAAGCUGCAUCAUUUGUGAAGAAUGAGUAUCGUAACCUCCAACCUGACUUUGCAAGCCAUAUCAACGCAGAAAAAGCAGUUUUGAUAUGCAAUGCAGGCGAUUGUGCACGUGUGACCUGA